Molecule: messenger RNA, 2531 nt
Organism: Medicago truncatula (barrel medic)
Lineage: Eukaryota; Viridiplantae; Streptophyta; Magnoliopsida; Fabales; Fabaceae
Product: receptor-like protein EIX2
Exons: 2
Coding region: 41-2425 (794 amino acids)
Molecular function (GO): protein binding
Source: RefSeq, a predicted model, not a curated record
UGAACUAGAUCUUCCUCUCUGAUUCAAACAAUUAUUCGUGAUGACCAUUCUUCCUUCACAAAUGUCACUUCUUUUGCUUCUACUUUUAUCAAUAACCAUAUUCCACAAAACCAUGUGCAACAAUCCCACAGUUGUUCGAUGCAAUGAGAAUGAUCGAGAGACACUGUUAACCUUCAACCAGGGUAUCACUGAUAGUCUUGGUUGGAUAUCAACGUGGUCAACCGAAAAAGAUUGUUGUGGUUGGGAAGGAGUCCACUGCGACAACAUUACCGGAAGAGUUACAAAAAUUGAUCUCAAACCUAAUUUUGAAGAUGAGAUAAUCGAUUAUUUGUUGAAAGGGGAGAUGAAUCUUUGUAUUCUAGAACUUGAGUUUCUCAGUUACUUGGAUUUGAGCCACAAUUAUUUUGGUGAGAUAAGAAUUCCAACUAUUAAACACAAUAUCACACAUUCAUCUAAACUUGUUUACCUUGACUUAUCCUACAGCUUAGACACUAUCAAUAAUCUUCAUUGGCUUUAUCCACUUUCUUCGUUGAAAUAUCUCACCCUUAGUUGGAUUGAUCUUCAUAAGGAAACCAAUUGGCCUCAAAUAGUGAAUACACUUCCUUCACUAUUAGAAUUACAGAUGAGUCAUUGUAACCUAAAUAACUUCCCAUCUGUUGAGCAUUUGAAUUUGUCUUCAAUUGUAACUCUUGAUCUUUCUUACAACAACUUCACCUCUCAUAUACCUGAUGGGUUUUUUAAUCUCACCAAAGAUCUCACCUCUCUUGACCUUUCAUAUAGCAAUAUACAUGGUGAGAUACCUUCAAGCUUGCUAAACCUUCAAAAUUUGAGACACCUUGAUCUAUCAAAUAACCAACUACAAGGGUCAGUUCCAGAUGGAAUAGGCAAAUUAGCACAUAUUCAACACCUCGAUCUCUCUGAAAACCAACUACAAGGAUUCAUUCUUUCAACUCUAGGAAAUCUCCCAUCCUUAAAUUACUUAUCUAUUGGUUCGAAUAAUUUCUCUGGUAAUAUUUUAAAUUUAUAUUUUUCCAAACUCUCUAGUUUAAAUCAUCUAGACUUGAGUAAUUCAAGUUUUGUUUUCCAAUUUGAUUUGGAUUGGGUUCCCCCUUUUCAACUCUCUUACCUUUCAUUAAGAAAUACAAAUCAUGGCCCAAACUUUCCAUCUUGGAUAUAUACACAAAAGUUACUGCAUGUUCUCGACUUAUCGAGCUCGGGAAUUUCAUUCGUAGAUAGAAAUAAGUUCUCGAGCCUUAUAGAAGGAAUAUAUGAUGAACUUUAUUUGUCAAACAAUUUGAUUGCAGAAGACAUAUCUAACCUAACACUGAAUUGUUCCGCAUUAUUUUUGGAUCACAAUAGUUUCACAGGUGGACUUCCAAACAUAUCACCAAUUGUCGAGUUUGUUGAUUUGUCUUACAACUCCUUCUCAGGAUCAAUUCCACAUAGUUGGAAGAACUUGAAAGAACUGACAGUCUUGAACCUGUGGAGUAAUAGGCUAUCUGGUGAAGUUCCUUUGUACUGCUCUGGUUGGAAGCAAUUAAGAGUCAUGAAUUUGGGAGAAAAUGAAUUUUAUGGAACCAUACCAAUCAUGAUGUCACAGAACUUAGAAGUGGUCAUAUUGAGAGAUAACCGAUUUGAAGGGACUAUUCCACCACAGCUAUUUAAUCUCUCUGAUUUGUUUCACUUAGACCUUGCACAUAACAAACUUUCAGGAUCUUUGCCACACAGCGUCUACAACUUGACUCAUAUGGUUACUUUUCAUUUAAGUUUAUGGUAUUCUACCACAAUUGAUUUAUUUAUCAAAGGUCAAGAUUAUGUGUAUCAUGUUAGUCCGGAUAGGCGAACUAUUGACCUUUCAUCCAAUAGCUUGUCUGGAGAAGUGACAUUGCAAUUAUUUCGACUUGUUCAAAUACAAACAUUAAACUUAUCUCACAAUAAUUUGACUGGAACAAUUCCUAAGCUGAUUGGUGACAUGAAAAAUAUGGAAUCUCUAGACCUCUCAAAUAAUAAGUUCUACGGUGAAAUUCCUCAGAGCAUGUCUUUCUUAACCUUUUUGGAUUAUUUAAAUUUAUCUUACAACAGUUUUGACGGAAAAAUCCCAAUAGGAACUCAACUUCAAAGUUUUAACGCAUCAAGUUACAACGGGAAUCCUAAACUAUGCGGAGCUCCUCUUAAUAAUUGUACCAUCAAAGAAGAAAAUCCUACAACUGCAACGCCAUCAACAAAGAAUGAAGAUUAUGAUUCUAUGAAAGAUUCAUUGUAUCUAGGAAUGGGAGUGGGAUUUGCAGUAGGUUUCUGGGGGAUUUGUGGUUCUAUUUUUCUUAUUAGAAAAUGCAGGCAUGCAUACUUCCGGUUUAUUGAUAGAGUGGCCGGCAAUCUCUAUGUUACUUUGGUCGUAAAGUUAAAUAGCUUUCGCAGAAACUGAGCUGCAGUUAGUUAAGGUGAUUAAUGAUUAUGGCUGUGACAGAAGAUCGUGUAUAUAAUUUUCCAAACAAAGUCAUCAAAUGGGGCUUGUCCUCACAUCAUGUAUC